UAGGCACUGGGCUGGAAUGGGGCUGCCUGGCUCCCCAUGGCAGUGGGUGCUGCUGCUGUUGGGGCUACUGCUCCCUCCCGUCGCCCCCUUCUGGCUCCUCAAUGUGCUGUUCCCCCCGCACACCACGCCCAAGGCUGAACUCAGUAACCACACACGGCCUGUCAUCCUCGUGCCUGGCUGCCUGGGGAAUCGGCUAGAAGCCAAGCUGGAUAAACCAGACGUGGUGAACUGGCUGUGCUACCGCAAGACAGAGGACUUCUUCACCAUCUGGCUGGAUCUCAACAUGUUUCUGCCCCUUGGGGUGGACUGCUGGAUUGAUAAUACCAGGGUUGUCUACAACCGAAGCUCUGGGCGCGUGUCCAAUGCCCCUGGUGUUGAGAUCCGCGUCCCUGGCUUUGGCAAGACCUACUCUGUUGAGUACUUAGAUGACAACAAGCUGGCAGGUUACAUGCAAACACUAGUACAGAAUCUGGUUAACAACGGGUAUGUUCGGGAUGAGACAGUGCGGGCCGCACCCUAUGACUGGCGUCUGGAACCCAGCCAGCAGGAUGACUACUACCAGAAGCUGGCGGGACUGGUGGAGGAGAUGUAUGCUGUUUAUGGGAAGCCCGUGUUUCUUAUUGGGCACAGCCUUGGCUGCUUGCAUGUGCUCUAUUUCUUACUGCGUCAGCCUCAGUCCUGGAAGGACCGCUUCAUCGAUGGCUUUAUCUCUCUUGGGGCUCCAUGGGGCGGCUCUAUCAAGCCCAUGCUGGUCCUGGCCUCAGGUAACAACCAGGGCAUCCCGAUCAUGUCCAGCAUCAAACUGAGAGAGGAACAACGCAUCACCACGACCUCCCCCUGGAUGUUCCCAGCCCACAAUGUGUGGCCUGAAGACCAUGUGUUCAUUUCCACGCCAGACUUCAACUACACGGGCCAAGACUUCGAGCGUUUUUUUUCAGAUCUGCAUUUUGAGGAGGGCUGGUACAUGUGGCUUCAGUCUCGUGACCUCCUGGCAGGCCUUCCAGCACCUGGUGUAGAGGUAUAUUGUCUGUACGGCGUCGGUCUGCCCACACCCCACACCUACAUCUAUGACCACAACUUCCCCUACAAAGACCCGGUGGCUGCACUCUACGAAGAUGGCGAUGACACUGUAGCCACGCGCAGCACCGAGCUCUGUGGCCGGUGGCAGGGCCGCCAGUCACAGCCUGUUCACUUGCUGCCCAUGAAUGGGACGGAACAUCUCAACAUGGUCUUCAGUAAUAAGACACUGGAACAUAUCAAUGCCAUCCUGCUGGGUGCCUACCGUCACGGCACUCCCCCAGCUCCCAGCCCGGGGCCCCCACCCCCUGAAUAAAGACCUUUGCUGUUCUGA
Molecule: messenger RNA, 1351 nt
Organism: Psammomys obesus (fat sand rat)
Lineage: Eukaryota; Metazoa; Chordata; Mammalia; Rodentia; Muridae
Gene: Lcat
Product: lecithin-cholesterol acyltransferase
Exons: 6
Coding region: 17-1333 (438 amino acids)
Biological process (GO): lipid metabolic process
Molecular function (GO): phosphatidylcholine-sterol O-acyltransferase activity
Source: RefSeq, a predicted model, not a curated record